CAAUUGUUCCAUCAAUGAAAAAUGCAAACCCUUACCAAUGGGCAAGUUUGAAUGUACUUUUUCAGAUUGUGGCAUUCCAUCCCAGAAGGGAGUGAAUCUGAGCAGCGUCGGCAGAUGGGAUGGAAUUGGAAUUCAAAGAUUCAUGAAACUUGACUGUUACCAAAAUUACAUUCAGUCUGGUUCACGGAUGUUUGUUUGCGCACCAAACGGACAGUGGGCAACGGACAUGAAAUGUGUUAUCGAUCACUGUGCUUCUUCUCCCUGUAAAAAUGGCGGAAACUGUAAAUCCAAUUCAACAACGUUCUCAUGUCAGUGUGCAUAUAGGUUUAUCGGAAACACAUGUGAAGAGCGACAUAAGAGCUGUAUGGAGAUUUUACAAAGUGACCCAGGCGUGGAAGGAAACGAUGGGGUGUAUUCGAUAGAUGUUAAUGAUCAGGAAAAGAAAGUGUACUGUGACAUGACUACAGAUGGAGGGGGCUGGACGAUUAUCCAAAAACGACAGGAUGGCUCUACAGAUUUUUAUAAAACAUGGGCAGAUUACAAGAAAGGAUUCGGAGACCCAUCCAAAAACUACUGGCUUGGGAACGAUGGGAUUCACUAUUUAACAAUGACAAAUCAAGAACUACGAGUGGAGCUGUUGAGUUUUGCUGACGAGAAAGCGUACGCCCUGUACUCCACAUUUCAAAUUGGAAGCGAGAGCAGUAAAUACCAGCUUACAGUAUCGGGGUAUUCAGGAACAGCGGGAGACAGUUUGAUCCGGUUUCACAGUGGAGAUCAGUUCACUACAUGGGAUCAGGAUAAUGACAGGAGUAAUCGUAACUGUGCAGAAGACCUUCACGGAGCCUGGUGGUACCGGGACUGUGCUAAAUCCAACUUGAACGGGCAGUACGCCGGGUCGGCUGUGUCUGAUCGGAAAUACCCGUUCUGGUAUCAUUGGAAAUCUACUAAAGCGUUAAAAGGGACUGAGAUGAUGAUCAGCCCAAGAAUUAACAUCAAUAUAUACUGCAUUAAUCAGAAAACUAAAUCAUGUCCUGAAUAUGGUUAUUUUACAUCAGAUGAAAAGAGAACAGUAACGGACGGUUGAUAAAUAUGAAUGAAAUUAUCAGGCAUUUUUACAGUCUAUUUUUAUUGAGUAAUGAAAUGAAUCAUUUUGUGUAGAAUGAUUGAAUUGUAUUCCAUUUACUAGUAAAAGUAAUCGGUGAGUGUACCUAUCCAUCUCUAUAUCAAAAACAUUGAUAUGUCCAAUGAUUUCGCCUUUGAUAUCUUUACAAAUUGUGAUUGUAUCCAUUUUUUCAUGAGUGGUCUCCAGUUGUGAACAAUCCGCGGAUGAAUCGUAAUAUAUAUAGUACGUCUAUUGUAACGGAUGCAAGUUUUCCAUGAUGGAAAAAGUAUUAAUUGUGAACAACUUUUAUCUGAUAUUGAUUAAUUAUUGCGAGGGGAUGUAUCUCUUUCGGAAGAGGAAGAUGUGAAGCUUUUUGUUAGUUUUUAGAAACAUGAAGUUUUUUGUUAGUUUUUUAGGAAUGUGAAGCUUUUUGUUAGUUUUUAGAAAUGCAUAUUACCUGAUACAGGUCGUUUACUCAUAAUCUAGCGCCAAGUUAAUAUUCAAUCAUACAAUUGUAACAAUGUAAGCGAUAGGCAUUAUGAUGGUACCAUUAUUUCUCUGUCUUUUGUCACACUUAUAAAUGUUUAAAUAUUCACUUAAACACAUUGUUUAGCGUAUGCAAUUGUAUGACAUUUAUUUCCUAAGAGCCAUUCUCUGUAAGCAUCAAAACAUGUGGAAAACGACUGACAUCGAUUUUGACGAAAUUUUACACAAAGUAUACAUCCUUCAGUCCUGUAAUAAUGACACCUUUGAAAAUGUGCUGUGACUACUUUUCCAUGGCAACAAGACAACCGAUUUUGUUCAAAGACGUGAGCCUCAGUAAAUGUUGAAUUUUGCUUUACAAAAAUGUGUAUAUUCAUUUUUCAUUUAACGUCCCAUUGCUAUUUAAGUAAGCUAUUUUGUGUGUGAUUUUUUUUUUAAAGUUGAUUUGCUGCAACGCCUAAACACGAAAUAUAUGCCCUCAAAUACCAAACAAUUCUACUGAAAAUGUUUGAAAAUUGUUUCAAGUUUGUGCAGAAACACAACCACUGGUGGAUUGUUCUUAAAUGUCAUACUUCAUUUGUUAAAAUCAAUUGAUUUUAAAAUUAAUAUACAUUUGUAGCUCUGACUGGCAGGGUACAUAUUCAAGAUUGGAUGUUCUUAAUGAAACUAAGACAGAAAUGUUUUCUGUGAGGAGUGUAUAGGACUAAGCAUCAUCAUAUGACAACACAAUUGCGAGUCACUGAAAAUUAAGUGAAUCCAACAUGGCUGUAACUUGUUUAAAGAUUGUCAGCUGGAAUGUGUCCACUGAAAAAUCACAGAGGCUGAGACUGUUGGAGAAUAUUUGAUGACCUGUUUUUGAAUUUCUCAUCCCCUUUCAUGGAAGGAACUGUACUCAACUGAACAAUGUAAUUGUAUAUGUUCAUAGUUUACUGAAACGUAUUGAUAUAAAAGCAGAAACAAAUAAUGUAUGUUAGUCAUUGUUUACAAACUCAUUUUUAGAUAAAGCUUGAACAUAUAA
Ostrea edulis (European flat oyster) is the source of this 2603-nucleotide messenger RNA. RefSeq names its product fibrinogen-like protein A. Lineage: Eukaryota; Metazoa; Mollusca; Bivalvia; Ostreida; Ostreidae. The record is from RefSeq and is a predicted model, not a curated record. Bases 38 to 1084 code for a protein of 348 amino acids. The transcript is spliced from 7 exons.